This is a messenger RNA of Paramecium pentaurelia, 1026 nucleotides long. Lineage: Eukaryota; Ciliophora; Oligohymenophorea; Peniculida; Parameciidae. The record is from the annotation of a GenBank genome assembly.
AUGCAAUAGGAACCAUCCUAAAAAGCUAUACGUUAUGAUUUGUUACCUUAGUGUUCUAUUAAGUAAAAGAGUUAUUGUCGAGCUAUUGCCAUUAACAAUAAUAAUAGUCUUCUACUUGCAGGAAGUUAAUCGAUUAUAAAAGUAUACCAAUUCAAUUAAGGAAUGAUGAAAUGUAUUCAAUAUUUGAAUAAACAUGAAAAAAUUGUUACUACUCUCAAUUUUUUUAACUAAGGAUAUUUCAUUUCAGGAUCAGAUGAUGGUUCAAUCAUCAUGUGGUAAAAAAAUUUAAUUUCUAAAGCAAAAUAUAUACAAUCAUUGAAAAAUCAUUCCAAAAGUAUACUUUGUGUGAUACUUAACAAUAAAGAAAAUCUAAUAGUGUCAGGAAGUUAUGAUACUACAAUCAAGUUUUGGAAUCUUCCAUUUAAAAACUUAAAUUAAUGGUCAUGUACGUAAACCCUUUCAGUCCAUACAUAACCUGUAUAUGGAUUAAGCAUGAAUGAAGAAUAAACUAAAUUGGUUUCUUGUGGAUAUGACUCCAUAAUAUUAGUUAUAGAGUAUUAAGAGAAUUUAUCAACGUGGAUGAUUAAAUAGAAUAUAAAAGUUGAUUUAUGGGGUUACAGAGUGUGCUUUAUAAAUAAUAAUAUGUUUACAUAUUAACCCUAGUUAUCUACUUGCCUUUACAUAUUUUUAUUAGAUUAAAAAUCAUAAACUUACUUAAAAUCUUACAAUCUGGCUGUUAAAGAUGGAGGCUCAUUCUGUUCUUCACUUUUCCCAUCAACAUUUAAUUAAGAAAAAAAUAUUAUAUUAGAUAAAAAUGGAUGUCAUCUAAAUUUGAUUCGAUUAACUAAAAACAAAAAUAAACUAGGAAAUGAAGAAUAAAUAUUAAAAUUAGAAUAAUCAAUUAAUUUAGGAACAGAUUUGUAUGGCAUAGCUAAUAUUUUUGGAACAAUGAGUAAAGAUGGUAAUUACUUAAUAUCAUGGGAUGCAAGGACUGAAUAAAUUUAAGUUCGAUUGUUUAAAGGGUGA